AUGACCGUUUGGCCAGCCAUGGGUGAUGCACCAGAAAUGACAACGUACGAGGCCGAUCGAGGCGCGGUGCCCGAGCCCGUGGUGGUACACGUCAAAUCAACAGCAACAGACAUGUUUGGCGAGGAGUCAUUGUGCUUCGUCGCCUGUAACCAAAACCCCUCCAGCGUGGCAGAUUCGAAGUGUUUCGGAAAGGCAUGCACAGUUAUAGCUCGUUUUGUCUUACUACGACACAUCGACGGCGAAGAGGUUGUCUGCUCUUUCCAAGUUCUGUGGCCUAAGCGCUUGCAAGUCUUCUGGAACGUAUUUCCCGAAUCAUGCGCUUUGCAUAGGACCGAAAUUGAGCAUCAAUUUGCCUCGUCUGUCAGGGCUGAAUGUGCCGUUGCGGUGACGUUCCAGGAAUGGGGAAUAACAAUGGUCUCGAAAGACUAUGCGAAGGCCCUCGACCUGCCCGGCCUAUUCAACUUUGCUGAAUGCAGCACAAACAACGACGACCAGGGAAGGGAAUCAAUCCACGAAGGACGUUCGUGGAUUGACGACUAG
Molecule: messenger RNA, 540 nt
Organism: Fusarium vanettenii 77-13-4
Lineage: Eukaryota; Fungi; Ascomycota; Sordariomycetes; Hypocreales; Nectriaceae
Exons: 2
Coding region: 1-540 (179 amino acids)
Source: RefSeq, a predicted model, not a curated record